Aureococcus anophagefferens is the source of this 3465-nucleotide messenger RNA. RefSeq lists its product as hypothetical. The coding region runs from base 1 to 3465 and encodes 1154 amino acids. The record is from RefSeq and is a predicted model, not a curated record. Lineage: Eukaryota; Pelagophyceae; Pelagomonadales; Pelagomonadaceae. The transcript has a single exon.
AUGGCGGCGCGCGCGGCGGCCUGGGCUGCCGCGUUCGCGGCCUGCGUCGCCGGCGGCGUCAGACCCGCGGCGCCGCGGCGCGACCGACGCGCCGACGUCGACGUCAGCGCGGCCAUGGAGCUGUUCCGACGCACGCGCGCCCGCGCGCCGCUCCUCGACGAUUCCAAGACGCCGCGGCGCCUCGGGUCCUUCACGACGAACGUGAGCGUCGACGCCUUCGACGCGACCUGGGAACACGUGCGCAACAUCGUCGAGGCCAUCCUCGUGAAGGAGGUCUGGAUGACGCUCAAGAGCAUGGUCACGUUCGCGGAGACGGCGGUCACGUUCCAGCUCCACGGCUACUGCGGCUCGGCGACGUCCCUCGACGACUACGACGCGCUCAUCGACCCGGCCAUGAUGGCGCAGGCGGCCGUCGAGCGCCGGUCGCAGUGCAACGAGAUCGGGCGCCAGCUCGUGUGGACGCAGCUCGAGGCCAUCGGCCUCGACGCGUACUACGUGUGCCUCGCCAACGGCGAGUACUGGGAGUACACGAACGCCUUCUUCCAGGCGCACGCGGUCUACGGCGCGGCGCAGAACGUCACGAACGACCACAUCUUCCACGGGGACUGCGCGGCGGCCUGCGCGGCGAAAAACGUCACGGAGUUCUGCUUCUGCUACUACGAGACCGACGCGCUCGGCGCGCCGACGGGCCUCUUCGAGGGCGACGCGCACGUCCAGGUCCGCGACUGCCGCAACUCCACGGUGUCCUACGCGGCGCCCAUGGCCGCCGCGGCGCCGACGUGGAGCCUGCCGGUCUUCGGCGACUGCGACGGCUGCCCGGCCGAGGGCGCCAUCGUCGCGGCGACGCGCCUCGCGGACGGCGGCGGCAACCCGCUGGGCGUCGUCGCGACGGACAUGUCCAUGGCGAGCUUCACGCGCUACCUGUCCUUCUUCACGUCGCUCUACGCGCCGCACGCGCUCACGUUCAUCGUCUCGGGCGAGGGCGGCCGCAUCGCCGCCGGCGGCUACCUCGUGGGCACGUCGGAGGGCGACCCUAUCGUCGCCGUCGACGACGACGGCAGGCGCACGCGCAUCCUCGCCGCCGAGUCGGCCAACGGCGUCGUCGCGGACGCCGUGGCCUUCUUCGCGGGCAUGGACGACUACGUCGACGAGCGCGUCUACGUCCGCGACGGCGUCUUCGUGCGGGCCGUGGCGCUCUACAUGGGCGAGCACCAGGGCGCCAUCGACUGGCACAUCGUCUACGUCCAGGGCGUGGCCUGCGCGGCCGGCGACGUCAUGGACCCCGACCUCGAGCGGUGCGAGCCGUGCGAGUACCCGUACCUGAGCCGGGACCAGGUCGACUGCAACAUGUGCCGCGAGGGCUACUACUACGUCCCCUGCGAGAUCGGCUCGGCCUACGAGCCGGGCGUCGGCUGCGUGGCCUGCGCGGCGGGCGAGACGUGCCCGGCGGGCCGCGACGACGUCGGCGUCUGCGAGGCCUGCCCGUCGCGCGCGAGCUGCCCCGAGGGCACGGAGAUCGGCACGCUGGAGCUCGACCGGGGCUGGUGGCGCCCGGACCGCGACGCGCUCGACUUCUUCAAGUGCGCGGUCCGCGCGGCGUGCGUCGGCGGCGCGAUCGACGAGCGGGCCGUCGAGCUCUGCGACGGCGCGUACAAGGGCCGGCUCUGCAGCGUCUGCCGGGGCUACGCCUGGAAGACCAUGGGGGGCAAGUGCCGGCCCUGCACGCUCCUCGACGCCGCCAAGUCCGUCGUCCUCUACUUUCUGGGCCUCGUCGCCGUCGUCGUGCUCCUGCUGUCGCUCUCGGUGACGGAGCUGCCGGGCCACGCGGUGCGGAAGCGCCGCAAGGGCGUGCUCGUCGCCGCCGCCUCGGACGCCGCCGAGGACGCCAAGACGGAGGAGGACGCCGCCGAGGAGGACGCGGCCGAGCCGGCGGACGACGCGGGCGUUCCGGCGACGGCGCGCUACGUGCGGCGCAUGCUCGACGUGAUCAAGCCGGCGCCCUUCGCCCGGACGAUGCGCGCGUUCCGGCCGCCCGACGCCGCCGUCUCCGCCGCGCGCCUCGAGGAGCUCUACCGCGUCUUCGAGCGGCCGCUGCCGGCGAACGGCGCGUCGACGGCCGAGCAGGAGCAGCGCGUCCGCGUCAUGCGGCUGACGACGAAGCUCCGGCUCAAGUGGAAGUCGCUCUUCGUGACCAUGCAGAUUCUGGGCACGACGGCGGUCAACGCCUUCUCCUGGCCGCCCAUCUUCGGCACGCUCGUCAACAUCGCGAACGUGCUCAACAAACCGAGCUUCCUCGGCGCGCUGACGUGCGCCGUGGACCUCACGCCGGGCCGCAUGACGUUCUACAGCGGCUACGUGGCGACGACGCUGGGCCCCAUCGUCGCCAUCGCCCUGUUCUGGCUCGGCCUGCGCUACGGCGCGUCCGAGCGGACGCGGCGCCGCUACAGCGCGACGGCGUUCGCCGUCGUCGUCGUCUACUGCAUCUUCCCGGGCGUCUGCUCGCUCGUCGUGCGCUACUGGCGCUGCCGGAGCUUCAUGGAGGCCGGGAGGACGUACCUCGUCGACGACCUGAGCAUCGCGUGCGCGGGCGGCGUCUACCGGACCUGGGAGGUCUACGCGGUGCUCAUGGUCUUCGUCUGGCCCGUCGGCGCGCCCCUCUUCCUCUACGCGCUGUGCUGGCGCCACCGGAACCGCAUCGACCCCUUCGGGUUCCACAAGGGCGUCGACCUCGAGCGGGCGGCGCUCCACCUCGGCGUGAGCCCGCGCGAGCUCCUCGACCGCGCGGACGCGAUCCGCGAGAACGACCCCGUCAUCGGGCCGACGCGCAUGAUCUGGAUCCCCUACGAGCCCGAGUUCUGGUACUUCGAGUCCCUGGAGACCGUGCGGCGGCUGGGGUACACCGUGGCGUCGGCCGUGAUCCCCGAGGGCGGCAUGCUCCUCGUGCUCCUCGUCUUCCUCACGUGCGCGUCCCUGAAGGCCUACGGCGGGCUCCGGCCCUUCGACGACGACUCGGACAACCUGCUGGCGGAGAACUUGAGCUGGCUGCUGCUGGCCAUCUACCUCAUCGCCAUCGCGUGCGUGUUGCGGGACGACGAGACGUCCUGGGGCGUCGACGUCUGCCUGAACUCGCUCGUCGCGCUCGCCUUCGCGUACGGCAUCGCCGUCGUCGCCGCGGACCUCACGCGGGAGCGGAAGAUCGUCGCGAUUAUCUGGCGGCGGGCGCUCAAGGCCGGGCCCUACCUGCUCGGCCGCCUCCGUCGAGCGCGGGUCCUCGAGCGCGGGUCCGUCGACAGCGCCGAGCGCCGGGACCUCGAGCCCCGGGACCUCGAGCGGACGCGCGAGGACGAGCCCGCGGCGGAACCCGAGGCCGGCGCGCGGCCCGCGCUCCGCCCGGAGUCGCCGACGUGCCUCGGGACUGCGAAUCCGCUCGAGGAGGCGGAGACGCCGCGAGCGCCAGUGGCGUAA